AUCGAUAUUUAUCGACAAAAGUGUACGCGAGCCCCUGCUGACUGGAUAUCCGUUUGGGACGCGUAUGCACACAGACUCGUGCAGAGGUUUGCUGAUAUCUGUAUGAGCAAUGUCGCAUUUUUGUAUUGUCUAUUUAUUUUCAAAUAAUUGAGUCACCGGAACAAAUAAACUUUUACCGUGUCUACGAUGACAGAGGAGGUGCUGAAGGAGUUAGAAAGCGCGGCACAGAUCGUGUUGGCACCUCCAAAUUUAAUUUCCCAAGAACAACGUCAGUCUGCAGAAGCUGUUUUUCUGAAGUUUCGUGAAACAAAAUCACCUUAUCAGCUAUGUAAACAAAUUUUAGAAUCAAGUACUGUAGAUUAUAUAUUGUUUGAAACAGUUGGACUACUAAAGACAGCUCUGAUACAAGAAUGGAAUACGUUAUCGGAGUUUGAUGUUUCUUCAUGGAGACAAUAUUUGUUGCAUUAUGUUAUAAGUAAACCCACUUUGGCGCCAUAUGUUAGAGCAAGAAUACUCCAAGUUAUAGCAAUAAUUAUAAAGAGAGUUAGUGUAAAUGACUUAGGACGUGAGAGAAGACAAAUAUUAGAUGAAAUUGAAUCUUUAAUUAAAUAUGAAUCUCUACCGAAGAGAAUACUGGGAUGCAAUAUCAUAUCUGCAAUAUUGCAAGAAUAUGCAACAACUAUCAAAUCUUCCGAUGUAGGUUUGACAUGGGAGGUGCACUUUAAAGAGAAGAGACUGUUUGAAAUAAGUGACAUGAAAAGAAUUUUCAAAGUUUGCAUCGAAGUACUUAGUGAAUUACUAAAAACUGAUUUUGAUGAGGCAGCAUUGUCCCUUGUAAAGCCAUUGCUUACUAUUGUAGAAAGCAUACUUGUUUGGGGAUACGUUUAUGCAAAUUUGCCAAAAAGAUUACUAAGCCUGUGCGAGGUCUACGAAUCUGGAAAUAAUCCUCCUUUGCGAUUAAAUUCGCAAUGGCAGGAUGUAAUACUGGAUCCAGCAGUCUUGGAUCUAUUUUUUACACUGUACUGGAAAGUGCGUAACAAUCCGCAGUUGGCACAUCAUGCCAUAAAUUGUUUAGGACAAUUGGCAAGUUUACAUGGCAAAAUUUUAAGCACGGAUCAAAUAAAACUGGAAUAUCUGACAAAUUACCUGCAGAGAUUUUUGAAGCUCAUAGCCUGUAUUGAAAUUAGUGAUCAAGAAGCAAUUGGAAUCACUAACAUUAUUAGGAAGAUCCAAGCCUUCUAUUACAGCUCGUUCGGUUCUCUGUCUCAAGAUUUGUUGAAGUCAUUUUUAGAACAUACGAUGAGAAUAACAUGCAUGUUUAUGGAAGGUGCUGCACGCGAAGUAUCGUUGAGUGCUGACGAUUGCUUGUACAUGGAAGCUAUGGACCGUAUAUUUGAUACAUGGUUGUGUAUCUUGCCUGCGACGCAUACAUUUCCGCAGGAAUUUUGUAAACAAGGUUCUAUUCAGAUAUUUAAUAUGUAUGUUCGAUGUCACUUAUCACCUCCGGAAGGUUUAAGAAGUUUUGGUAGCAAACCUCUUACAGAAGAAAUAGUAGAUAUGGAAGAAGAUGACAAAGUUAAGUUUAAAGAUCAGUUACAAAUAAUUGGAAGUUUUGGUAGACAAGUAACUCAUCACAGUUUACCUUUAUUAACGCAAUUGCUCGAAAAUCGAAUAGAUAUAUUACGCGACAAAUUGAACAUAGUAGUGGGACAAAAUGAAUCUCGGCCUGCGUGUAUGGACGAUCUGUAUGAGGACUUGCAUUGGUUGAUCUUAAUAACGGGACAUGUUCUUUGCAUAGAUUCGGAUGGUGAAACAGCAUUAAUACCCAAGGAAAUUACCCGAUGCAGUAUGGAGCAGUCUCGGGAGGGAAAUGUUGACGUAAAUCAUACUCUAGAGGUUCUAAUGUCCUCGCAAAACAUUCAAUCGAAUAUAAGUUUGACUGACUCCGUCGAUCGUGUUAUUCGACUGAUUACAAAUAUUUUACGCCUGUGCGCCAUCGAGAAAACCGCUAUAUCUAUGCAUCUCGAGAGCAUACUCAGUCCCGAAUUGAGCAGCACGAUAAUAUGGUUCUUGCGUAGAUGGUCGCAACAUUAUCUAUUACCGAAGGAGUCUUAUUAUUACGAGAUAAGCGCCACGCUUUUGCAAGCUUUCGGCGAGGACAGCCCCACUACAUUGUGGAUUAUAAAUUUGCUUGUGGACAAGCUUAUUUGUAACAUCAACGCGUUCAAAAGCGAACCGGCGUUAAUUAAAGAAACCAUUGACUUACUGAUAACUCUCGUCGAGACGCCAAAAAAAGCCUCUUAUUUACUGAAGUCCGAACAAUUUUCCUGUAUUCUUCAGUUAGCUAUAAAAGGACAGUACGAUUUGCCGCAGGUUAUAAAAAGAGGUUUGAUGCAUGUGGUGGUGCGGAUCGGUUCUGUGGUCUUAGGAACAGAUACGGAAGAAUACUAUUGGUCGCAAACUCUAGAAGCCUGGAAGAACAAAUGUCUACAGUUAACUGCUAAUGAUAACUUUGAAUCGUCUUGUCAUCAAGAAGAAAUUAAAGUUCAAGUUAUAGAUAUACUGGAAUCCUUUAUAGGAUUAGUCCAAGGCGUAGUGGCUUCAUCUAUGGAAGUGCCAGUGUUUCGAUAUACUUCUUCAGUAUUACAGAUGCUACCGAUGUUUAUGAAAUGCUACCGUAAUUAUCAAGACGUGGUGCAGUUAAUAUUAGAACUUCUGUGUGAAUACACAAAAAGAAUUCUAUUUUUCUUAUCGAGAGUCAAUAGUUGCCUCGUGUACGAAGUUUGCUUGCAAACGAUAAAGAGUUACGCUCGGUUCAAUUGGCUUACUACGGACUCGACCGCGGAAGAAGAUAGUUUUCAAGAUAUUAUACUACUUAUGCAAUUACUCACAAAUUUAUUAAGUAAAGAUAUAUGCAAUUUUGACCAGGAAGAUUCGUUUGCUUCUGUUGAACCCGCCAUUGUUUUCUUGGGUGGUUUAGAAAUCAUCAUGCCCAUGAUAACGACGGACUUGUUGAAGUUUCCGACGCUAUGUUCGAAAUAUUUUAAAAUGAUAGCAUUUGCGUGUGACAUGUGUCCCCAAAACGUCUGUAGCCUAAAUCUCAAGCUAUUACAGCCACUUUUGGCGUCAGUUGAAUUAGGCGUUUACUCUUUCGGUUAUGACGCGGCUGUUAUGUCUUGUGAUAUAAUUCAAGCUUUAGCCCAGCACAUUUUUAAUCAAAAAGAUCAACCCCGUGACGAAGUGAUGGCGCCUUUUAUAAAUGUAUUGAUAAGCUUAAUUUUGUCGCAUCAAAUGGACUCGGACCUUCUGACGAACGUCAGUACAUCUCUUUACUAUCUCAUAUGUUGCUAUCCGGGAAAGUACCAGCAAGUCGUGCAAGAAAUUUUAUCCACGCAGGCUGAUCAAGACGUGGCGCAAAAAUUAGCAAGCGCGUUCACGGCACUAACAGAGAACGUAGAACUGAAUACCGCACGUCCUCAGAGAUUAAAAUUUAAAGAGAAUUUACAGCAAUUUAUCAUAAAUGUACAAGGAUUUUUACUGGUUAAGUAAAAAGUAUAAAACAUGUAAAUAAAGAGAAAAAAUCAAAUAUAUGUACUAAAGAUUUAUUUUGAUUGAGAUUGUAAGCACGGAGAGAGAUAUUAUUCCGAGACUUAUAUAUACAUAUAUACAUAUAUAUAUAUAUAUAUAUACCGACUCGUAUUUCCGUGCAUCAACACACAUAUGGGUAUAAUAUGCAUACAUUGUAAAAAAGAACUUGUAUAUUAAGCAUAUAAGCUUUUUAUUGACCGAUUUAUAAUACGUUACCACUUACAAUGAGCCCUAGCGAAAUUCGAGUUAAAUCAUAAUAUUUAUAUAAUAAAUUGUAAGUUUAGUACAGCAUAUAUUGAUAUAUGGUUUUUUUUCUUCAAUAGCAAACGAUCUCGAAAGAAAAGUAUUUUGUAAUGAAUGUUUAAUAAUUACCUUACAAACGAAUACAUGAAACUUACAUAUUUAGUACAGAUUGUUUAGCCCUCCCUUAAUAUAUCUCGCGAUUAAUGAUCCUCAACGUUUUUUUUUU
Pseudomyrmex gracilis is the source of this 4057-nucleotide messenger RNA. Its product is annotated as exportin-4-like. The transcript is spliced from 12 exons. Gene Ontology annotation, cellular component: cytoplasm; nuclear pore. The coding region runs from base 187 to 3549 and encodes 1120 amino acids. Lineage: Eukaryota; Metazoa; Arthropoda; Insecta; Hymenoptera; Formicidae. The record is from RefSeq and is a predicted model, not a curated record. Gene Ontology annotation, biological process: protein export from nucleus. Gene Ontology annotation, molecular function: nuclear export signal receptor activity.